AUGAGGAGAAAAACAACUGUACAAGCUGUGGCAGUUCCUGUUGUAUCUUCCCCACCUGAUAGCUCCCCAUCUCCAUUAGAGAGUGCAGAAUACAGAAAACAGUUGUGCGAGAGCUAUGGUUUUAAGCAAAUUGGAGAACCACUUCCUGACAAUGUUACAUUGAAGGAUAUAGUUAACACCCUUCCCAGCAAGGUAUUCGAGAUUGAUGAUGUGAAAGCAUGGAAGUCUGUUUUGAUAUCUGUCACUUCAUAUGCCUUGGGAAUGUUCGUGAUCUCUAAAGCUCCAUGGUUUUUACUCCCUUUGGCAUGGGCAUGGACUGGGACUGCAAUAACUGGGUUCUUUGUUAUAGGCCAUGAUUGUGCGCAUAAAUCAUUCUCAAAGAACAAAUUGGUGGAAGACAUUGUUGGGACUCUGGUUGGAAAAGGAUACAGCUUGGCACCCUGUCUGGCAAGAGGAGAUCAAUUCAUCUCCAAUUUUACGUUGAUGUGGCACUUCGAUACAAAGAAAUUCAGGCCAAAUGAAGUUAAUAGGGUGAAGAUAAGCUUGGCUUGUGUUUUUGCAUUUGUUGCAAUGGGGUGGCCACUGAUUAUCUACAAGACAGGGAUCAUGGGAUGGAUCAAGUUCUGGUUGAUGCCAUGGUUUGGUUAUCACUUUUGGAUGAGCACUUUCACGAUGGUUCAUCACACAGCACCUCAUAUACCCUUUAAAUCUUCAAAUGAGUGGAAUGCGGCUCAGGCUCAGCUCAAUGGGACUGUUCACUGUGACUAUCCUCAUUGGAUAGAGACCCUUUGCCAUGAUAUAAAUGUCCACAUCCCUCAUCAUAUUUCUCCAAGGAUACCAAGCUAUAAUUUGCGGGCAGCUCAUGAGUCACUUCAUGAGAACUGGGGAAAGUAUCUAAACGAGGCUACUUGGAACUGGCGUCUCAUGAAGACCAUAAUGACAGUAUGCCAUGUUUAUGAUAAGGAGCAAAACUACAUUGCCUUUGACGAAGUUGCCCCUGAAGACUCUCACCCCAUUAAGAAGAAAAGCAAUGCAGUAAGCUCUGAGGAAGUCAGUAAUUUUGCCGUGUAG
Molecule: messenger RNA, 1071 nt
Organism: Thlaspi arvense
Lineage: Eukaryota; Viridiplantae; Streptophyta; Magnoliopsida; Brassicales; Brassicaceae
Source: the annotation of a GenBank genome assembly